AUAUGCUUGGAAGAAAGUAUGAUGGUAGGUGAACGUCAUCUAGCAGAUGCGGGUUAUAAACCUUCCCACAUCGACGAGGAAGGUGGUAACAAACUUUCGAAAAAUGAAGAUGACGAAAUCCAGGAUGAGUCCAAGUUGGCUAUUGAGGAAUCGAAGUUAGCUAUCGAGCAACAAUUGGCUCCUUGGAUUACGACGCGAAACUUUCUCAAUGCAACGCAGACGAACGCAAUGCUCAAAUUACAUGGCGAAGGUGAUCCUACAGGAAGAGGCGAAGGUUUUAGUUUUAUUAGAAUUUCUAUGAAAGAUAUAUUUUUAAAGGCAGGAGAAAAUGCACAAGAAAAACUUGCGGAAAUUGAAAACAAGCCAAAAAGCGGUCAUAAAUAUAAUGUGAUGGAACAAUGGAAAAGAUAUAAUCAAGAGAUUUAUCGAAUAUGGAAUGCUCAGUACGCAUCACUCAGCAUGCGAGAUGAACUUGCAUCAGGCUCGGAAAAACUCGAUGCAAAUCGCAUCGAUGAUUCUGAACAGUAUACAAGAGGACAAUUUUCGCAUAAUGAAGACACUCAGGUGGAUAGUGAAACGGAAAUGCAGGAAAUGCAGGAAAUGAUCGAUUCAGCGAUGCCUGAUCGUUCACCUUCUGCGGAUUUUGAUGAUGUAGCCUCUAUUGAUGGCAGCGUGGGUUCUCGAGCAAAUUACGAUUGUGGUUCUCAUCGAAAUCGCGCAUUAGUCAUCAACCGAAUGGUUCGCACGGAAAACGGUGAACCCGUGUGGACAAAAACACUCGUUACUGAUCCUUCGGUGAUUAACGCUUAUGUUCGUCAUAGGCAAUUAAUCGAAGAGCAGGCGAUGAG
Molecule: messenger RNA, 848 nt
Organism: Acaulospora morrowiae
Lineage: Eukaryota; Fungi; Glomeromycota; Glomeromycetes; Diversisporales; Acaulosporaceae
Source: the annotation of a GenBank genome assembly